This is a messenger RNA of Grus americana (Whooping crane), 836 nucleotides long. RefSeq names its product ribosomal protein S9 (gene RPS9). Gene Ontology annotation, cellular component: cytosolic small ribosomal subunit. NCBI's taxonomy places the organism in Eukaryota, Metazoa, Chordata, Aves, Gruiformes, Gruidae. Gene Ontology annotation, molecular function: structural constituent of ribosome; rRNA binding. The record is from RefSeq and is a predicted model, not a curated record. Gene Ontology annotation, biological process: translation; positive regulation of translational fidelity. The coding region runs from base 149 to 733 and encodes 194 amino acids. The transcript has 6 exons.
GUGAGGGCGGCCCGGGCAGACCGGGACCGGUACCGGGGCCAGCUCGGGGUUCAGGCCGGUUCCCUCAGGGUGAACCGAGACCGGAGGCGGAGGCAGCGGCGGCGGCGAGGCCCGGGCUGGGCUGCGGCCUUGUGCGGAGACCACCGCCAUGCCGGUCGCCCGGAGCUGGGUUUGCCGAAAAACCUACGUCACCCCUCGCCGUCCCUUCGAGAAAUCCCGCCUCGACCAGGAGCUGAAGCUCAUCGGGGAAUACGGGCUGCGGAACAAGCGGGAGGUCUGGCGGGUCAAGUUCACCCUGGCCAAGAUCCGGAAGGCGGCGCGGGAGCUGCUCACCCUCGACGAGAAGGACCCGCGGCGCCUCUUUGAGGGGAACGCGCUGCUGCGGCGCCUGGUGCGCAUUGGGGUGCUGGACGAGGGGAAGAUGAAGCUGGAUUACAUCCUGGGGCUGAAGAUCGAGGAUUUCCUCGAGCGCCGUCUCCAGACUCAGGUCUUCAAGCUGGGCCUGGCCAAGUCCAUCCACCACGCCCGUGUCCUCAUCCGCCAGCGCCACAUUCGGGUGCGGAAGCAGGUGGUGAACAUCCCGUCCUUCAUCGUGCGGCUGGACUCGCAGAAACACAUCGACUUCUCGCUGCGCUCCCCGUACGGGGGGGGACGCCCUGGAAGGGUCAAGCGGAAGAACGCCAAGAAGGGGCAGGGGGGCGCAGGGGGGGGCGAGGACGAGGAGGAGGACUGAGCCCCCCCAAAAAAUCCGGGGGGGGACCCCGUGGGGGUCCCAGCUCCUGGAUGUCGGGGUGCCCUGGGGGGGGUUAAUGACAAUAAAUGGAAUUGUCCCAUCA